Messenger RNA from Adineta steineri, 675 nucleotides. The record is from the annotation of a GenBank genome assembly. Lineage: Eukaryota; Metazoa; Rotifera; Eurotatoria; Adinetida; Adinetidae.
AUGUGGCACUGGCUUCGUGAGAGCCAUGUUGCUUCUAUUGAACAUACUGUUUGUCAUUUUUGGACUUGCUCUCGUGGGGCUUGGCAUUUACAUGAAGGCUAUUUUCCUUUUAUUCUGAUUGGCGGAGGUGUACUAGUUGUGCUAAUUGCAUUACUAGGUUGUAUGGGAUCACUAUGGUGCAAUCGAUGUAUGCUUUAUAUGUAUGCCACUGCCGCUAUUAUUUUAAUGAUUCUUCAACUUAUUGGUUUUGGAAUGGCUGUUGGUUAUAAAAAGAAACUAGAAACUGUAUACCAUGAUGGUUUGAAAAAAGUUUUCACAAAAGCCCUUGCUCAAAAUGAAACUAAAGUAUUAGAAGCUUUCCAUAAGCUUGAAGAUACAGUGAAAUGCUGUGGCGUCGAUGGGGUAACUGAUUAUCCAACUGGACUUACACCUACUUCAUGUUGGCAACAUACAGACGGCUGUGCAACAGUUAUUAUUAACGUACUCGAGAAGAACCUUCCAAUUAUUGGAGGUAGUUUAGGUGGUGUUUUAGUUCUCGAACUCCUGUGUUUAAUAUUCACACUCAUUUUGGCAAAAAAUCUCGCACAUGCCAAAGAAGAAACUUAUUCAUCAAAUCCUGGCGAAGUAAUUCGAGAACUUGUACCAGGUCGCCGUGCAAAUUACAGAAAGUUUUAA